This is a messenger RNA of Paecilomyces variotii, 904 nucleotides long. RefSeq lists its product as hypothetical. The record is from RefSeq and is a predicted model, not a curated record. The transcript is spliced from 3 exons. NCBI's taxonomy places the organism in Eukaryota, Fungi, Ascomycota, Eurotiomycetes, Eurotiales, Thermoascaceae. Bases 93 to 749 code for a protein of 218 amino acids.
CUGUGCCAGGGUUGCUUCUUCAGGGAGAGGGGCACAGUCCGUACCCCGCGUAUCGCAUCGCGUUUUCCAAGCAGGCAAGAUCCAGCCGCAAGAUGGCUACAUAUGAAAUCGAGCACAAUACCACCGACAUCUCGUCGCAACCUACCUCCCGACCCCGCCGUCCCGAUCUCUCCACCUUCUUCGCGACUCUAAAUGAAAUAACCCCCAAUCCAGCAGAGUCACGGACGAGACAGCAUGCCGUCCCAGUUCCCGGAGAUGUGAGCGCCGCCUUUCGCACGCUGGCAGAGGCGUUCGAUGUCAUGAGACGGGAGCACGAGAUUGGUGAUCACGGCAACCCAGCCGCAGGAGAGGGACAGGAGGAUGGCAACGGACUAUUGACGCAGAUGAUUCAGGCGUUGCUACAGGGGGCAGAAAUGCCACCCAAGGAAGUUGAGGGCGUGAGUGAGCAGUUUUGCGAUGAUCUCGAUCGCAUCCCUCGAAAAUCCCUCACUUCGUCGCAGACCUGUCCGAUUUGUAAUAAUCCCUUCCUUGAUGACCCUUACCCGCUCGUCGUCCGCUUGCCCUGCCAUCCUACGCAUCUCUUCGACCUCGAAUGUAUACGGCCAUGGCUGCGUCUGCGCGGUUCUUGUCCUCUGGACCGGACAGAUUUUGGCAAGAAGGAGCGCGAGCGCGAGGCAGAGCGGAGAAAACUGGCAGAGAAGCUGGCGGCUGAGGAGGAUGAGGAUGAUUUGGACGGGAUGUAUGGUUAGAAUGGGCGGCGUGUCGAUUAUAAAGGAGAUAUGAUUGGGGAGGUCUCUCUGAGCACUGCAUAACAUGGUGUUCGUUUUGCAUCAGGCGACAUGGCGUUGGUCGAGUAGUGGUUAUAGUUAUCGAACCUAGGGGAUGAGGGGGUUGUGAAAUGAGU